GCUUCAAAGUGACAUUUUACAUACGAAAUCGGCUUGAGAAAAACGGAGGAGAAUCGCUUUUCUCGUCACAAAAGUUGGUGCGUGCGAACGGCUGAACCCCACAAUCGAUAGGGUAGUGUGAAGCGUGACACGGUGUAGCACGAAGAGAGACGCACAGUUAACGUAAAGUUUUGCGCGAAGCAACAGCAUCCGGAACCGGAUUUUCAACACUUCGCUCGCGGACACGUUCGAGCACCAACGCAGUGCGCCUUCCCAUCCCGCUCCACCGCACACACAGAUAGGCGACGGUGAAGGAGAAGACAGAACACCCCGAGGAGGAAUAAAACAUGGCUGCCAGUGCGAGCGGUGAUAAAGCUGCGGAUGAUUCACUCUAUCCGAUUGCUGUUUUGAUCGAUGAGCUGAAAAAUGAAGAUAUUCAGCUCCGCCUAAACUCGAUCAAGAAGCUGUCGACGAUUGCCCUAGCACUCGGCGAAGAGCGGACGCGCAACGAGCUGAUCCCGUUCCUGACCGAGUCCAUCUACGACGAGGAUGAGGUGCUGCUGGCACUGGCCGAGCAGCUCGGCAACUUUAUCCCGCUGGUCGGCGGGCCCGAGUACGCGAUGUAUCUGAUACCGCUGCUCGAAUCGCUCGCCACGGUCGAGGAGACGGUGGUGCGCGAGAAGGCGGUCGAGUCGCUCCGUACCGUGGCCGGCCAGCACAGCGCCCAGGAUCUGGAGGUGCACCUGGUGCCGACGCUGCAGCGCCUGGUGUCGGGCGACUGGUUCACAUCGCGCACGUCCGCCUGCGGCCUGUUCUCCGUGUGCUAUCCGCGCGUGUCGGCCGCGGUCAAGUCGGAGCUGCGCAUCAACUUCCGCACGCUCUGCCAGGACGAGACGCCGAUGGUGCGCCGUGCGGCCGCGGGCAAGCUCGGCGAGUUCGCCAAGGUGGUCGAGCUGGAGUAUCUCAAGUCGGACCUGAUCCCCACCUUCGUACAGAUGGCCCAGGACGAGCAGGACUCCGUGCGGCUGCUCGCGGUCGAGGCGUGCGUCAGCAUUGCCCAGCUGCUGCCACAGGACGAGGUGGAACUGAAUGUCAUGCCAACGCUGCGCCAGUGCGUCAACGACAACUCCUGGCGCGUCCGGUACAUGGUGUCGGAAAAGCUGACCGAUCUGCAGAAAGCGGUCGGGCAGGAGAUCACCAAGAACGAUCUCGUAUCGGCCUUCCAGUUCCUGCUGAAAGAUAGCGAGGCGGAGGUGCGCGCCUCCGCCUCGGCCAAGGUGACCGAGUUCUGCGCCAACCUGGACAAAGCCUGCCAGGAGCAGAUCAUCAUGACGUCGAUCCUGCCGUGCGUGAAGGAGCUGGUGGCCGACUCGAACCAGCACGUCAAGUCGGCGCUCGCGUCGGUCAUCAUGGGGCUGAGCCCGAUCGUCGGCCGCAACAACACGAUCGAGCAUCUGCUGCCGCUGUUCCUGAUCCAGCUGAAGGACGAGUGGCCCGAGGUGCGGCUGAACAUCAUCUCGACGCUGGACUGCAUCAACGACGUGAUCGGCAUCCAGCAGCUGUCCCAGUCACUGCUGCCGGCGAUCGUCGAGCUGGCGGAGGACAGCAAGUGGCGCGUCCGGCUCGCCAUCAUCGAGUACAUGCCGCUGCUGGCCGGGCAGCUCGGGCAGGAGUUCUUCAACCAGAAGCUGCGCGAUCUGUGCUUCAACUGGCUGAACGAUCACGUGUACGCGAUCCGCGAGGCGGCCACGCUCAACAUGAAGAAGAUCGUGCAAACGUUCGGCACCCAGUGGGCGGAAACGAACAUUAUCAACCAGAUUUUGGUGAUGUACAAAAACAGCAACUAUUUGCACCGAAUGACCUGCCUGUUCUGCAUCAACGCACUGGCCGACGUUUGCGGUGCUGACAUCAUCGAGCGGCUGUUCCUGCCGACCAUCAAAGUAUUAUCGACCGAUCCGGUGGCGAACGUGCGCUUCAACGUGGCGAAAACGCUGCAGAAACUGUCGCCAUUCCUCGACCAGGCUGCCAUCGACGAGCACGUGAAGCCGAUCCUGGAGAAGCUCAACACCGACACGGACGUGGACGUGAAAUACUUUGCCUCGGAAGCGAUGGUGAGCAGUGCCGCAGCCUAAAUAAAGCGUCGAGAACGAUGAUGAUGGGGGUGAGUGCAGCGCAACCGUGCAGAACAACAGGACAACAGGAUCAACAUCUUAAUUGUUGUGCGAGAAAUUUGUAGGUUAAUGGAGGAACGAUUUAUGUCGCAGUUUUUGGUAACUAUUAAUACGCCGCAGUGCAGGAAACACUCACAAAAGAAAGUAAACCUCCCUCCCGACCCUUCCUCUCUUAAAGUGGUUGAGAUGCAUCCACACAUGCACACAUACCGUUUCGGUGGGUGCGUUUGACGGUUGGAUGCGGCUCGCGCAAAUCACCUUCUUUUGUCCGUUUGCAAGAAACACAAUUAACUACUUAACAGAAAGGGGUAGGACAUAAUGUCCUGCCGAGUCGUGUGCGUGUGCGCGCGAGCUCAUGCUUGGGUGAGUGUAUGUGUGUGUGUGUGUGUGUGGAAGCGGUUAAAAUAACGAAUAACAGAACAAAUAAUUAACUGAGAGGGAAGGAGAGGCUAGUGUUGUUGUUAGUAGCAUUUUCUUGCUGCGCUUUUCCGUUUGCCGCCGGUAUCACUUACUCUCUAGACCUAGGUGGGCGCAGGUGGGCAAGCAAAACACAAGUUUAUUGAAAAUACGGCCCCACUCCGGCCCACGCCACGCGGCGCAACGGGCAGGGAAGGGGAAACAUGUUGGGGCCGCGAUUACACAUUACUGAGGGCAGUGGAAGCUCUUUAUACAACACAAGACAAGGGAUUAUACUACUGUACACACAAUAGGCACACAGACACAAACAGAAACAAAAAUUCACUCUCUCACACCACAUUCACAUACAUCAACACAUUCUCUGUAAUUUUUUUUUAUAAAUAUGUAAUUGUUCUGAGAAACUUAAAUUCCUGUAUUUCGGUGUCCUUUCUGUAAACGAUGUCCACCCGACUCGGGCGUCUAGCGCGCACUUUCUCACGCAGGAGAACCAUUCGCUGAUUGCUGAGCAGCUUUUUCACACGUCGCUUCCCCGCCCGCGCAAUCAUCCUUAGUUUUGUCGUGUCGGAAAGCGCGCAAAUCUUAAUUUUCCUUUCAAAACCGCCGCUGGAAUUUCAGGCUCGAACCCUGCGGGCUGUUAUGAAGCAAAAGAUCUUAAAAUCAAUGUUUAUUCCCUUGCUUUUUUGCUUUAUACAAUUUUCGCUAAGCUCAGAAGAGAGUGAGAAAGUGCCAAGCGCUUUCUCGUGUGUGUGGAAGAGCGAAUGUACGGGAAAACUGUGUGCGAAAUCAACUAACGAUCUGCGAUUAUGUGUAUAAUCUACGCGGCUGAAAAGGCAAAGUCAGCGUAGGAUCGUUUCUUUCAACCGAUGUCUUUUUUAACGUCUAAUUAUUUCUUCUUCUAACGCCUAAGUUUAUUCUAUAUACAUAUAAAUAAAUAUAAACACUAUAUAUAUUA
Messenger RNA from Anopheles arabiensis, 3519 nucleotides. Its product is annotated as serine/threonine-protein phosphatase PP2A 65 kDa regulatory subunit-like. Gene Ontology annotation, cellular component: cytoplasm; protein phosphatase type 2A complex. The record is from RefSeq and is a predicted model, not a curated record. The transcript is spliced from 5 exons. Gene Ontology annotation, molecular function: lipase activity; protein binding; protein phosphatase regulator activity. NCBI's taxonomy places the organism in Eukaryota, Metazoa, Arthropoda, Insecta, Diptera, Culicidae. Bases 327 to 2111 code for a protein of 594 amino acids. Gene Ontology annotation, biological process: protein dephosphorylation; lipid metabolic process.